UGUACCUUAGGGAAGACGAUGGAGCGGAGUCUGCUUCAAGGCAGAGAGGAAGAGGGGAAAGCGCUUCCUCACACCGUGCUGCAGGCUGGUCUACCAUAUCCCCCCGUUCCCUCCUCUUUUCUCUCAAAGCGGCAGACAAGAAUACUGGUACACUGUAGGGUGCGUGAUGGGAAAAUAGAUGGGCAGCCCUUCUCACACGGACGUGUGGCGUCAAAGCAACAAACAAGGUUAAACAAACCAGCUGAUUGCCAUCCUCGAGAGAUCCCAAGCAUAUCCGCAAGGCUUGCUUUUAUUAACUUCUGUGACAUGAUGCCAUUGGAGAGAGCUGCUGAGUGAGGUUUGCUCCAAGAGGGAUUUCAUGCUGAAGCUAAGACAAGGCUGAAGAAAAUAUGUGAGAUUAGGUUCUGAGCUUCUGAACCAAGGCUGAAAAAACCGAUACGACCCGGGAGAGGGGAAAGAAAACGAGGGGGUGAGGUGCUGUCAAGAGCUGCUGUGUAAGACAUGAAUUUACAGGGCAAGCUGAGUGGUCCUUUGGUCUCUGGCCUGCAGGACCACAGUGGAGAGAUCAAGAACAACAACAACAAGCCAGCUCUGCUCUCACCUGAGGGCGAUGCCAACGCCAACAAGAUCCAGACGGGCGACGGGGGCUCGACAGCUGACACGGGCACCCUGCCCCCGUUGGUGUCCCAGAGCGAUGAGCAAGACAAGAUCAUCAUCUGGGGCACGGAUGACUCCCCGUGCGACGACCCGGAGCUGGAGGAGUUUGAGCUGCUGGAAUGCCAGGAGCUGGAGGCCUUCCUUGUGGAGGAAGAGGUGGAGUAUGAAAGAGGAAGAAGUGAUGUGGGUGCAGAAAAAGGGCCCCCGUCCUUUAACAAAUGUCCUCCCUCUUGCGUCCCCGCUCCAGCCAAGAUGGUGACAGAUAGGGACAGCAACCGCAAUGUGGAAGACGAGAGAACUUCAGGACAUGGGGUGCAGGACCCAGAGACCCCUGUCUCCUGUUUGAGGGGAAGUCGGGGGAGGGCAGGGGCUCAGCUCAGUUCAGAGAACAACGUCUUCGUGUCAUGCCUCUCUGCAGUGUCUGAACUCAGGGGAAGCCUAGCCACUGUCCUGGACAACGCUGGACGAACGCUUGCCGCAGACUCCCGGCACAUUCCUUCUGAACCUUACAGGACCAUCUCUGAAGACCUCAGCCGUGGCUCUCAGUCCAUCACAGCUACCUCAGUGAAGACGGGAAACUCCCUGGUCCCUUCUGGAAGAAGCACAGCACAUUCCAACAGUGUGGACCUGAAUCUGAACUCCACCGCUCUGCCUCAGGAACUUUGCCCACAAGCACAACCAGAUCAGGUAGCAAGCCAGAGGCUCAGGAAGAGCCUACAGGAGGAGAGGGCCAAUGAACUGACCAAUGGCAUGGGAAAAAGUAAAGGCAACAGAGUGGAUCAAAAGGGGGAGCAGUUUGGCCUGCAGCAGGCCAAACUGCUAUGGACAGAGGGUGAGCAGAAUGGAUCUGAAGUAACAAACAAGCAGGGGAGUGGCAUGCCUGCAGAAUCCAAGAAAAACUUCGGGGACAGAAUGCAUCCCAGCGACCAAGUAAUUGGCCAUAGCCAAUCCACCACCCACCCCCCAGGAAAGAGCCAAUCCCGUCUCUGGACAUGCCCUUCUCUAGAAACAGUCACACAAAGGACAAGCCAUAAGAUGAAUGGCAGACCUUUCCAAGACAAUGUGACAUCAGAGAUAAACAGCAACCAUCUUCCAUCAAACGCAGGUUCAAAAGUGACUCCCGGCCUCACAGCAGCUCAGGAGCCCAAACCCAUUCGGAAGCAGGGCUCGGGGGAACACGAACGCUCCGCAAGCCCCUCUAGCCUGGAUAGGAGGACCCAGGUGACGAGAAAGCCCUGGGGCAGCCCUACCCGCCCGGCGACCCCUGUAUCUCCCAGGAGUACGGGGUCACCAAGGAAGAGACUCCCAACGUCCCCGGCAAAGGCCCCUGCCAUGCGGCCCUCCCAGCAGGAGAACAGCAAGGUGUGCGUGAGCAGCGGGAUCCCAAAGCCCAUCCUCCAGCAUAUGCCCAGGGGACUGGAGAAGGAGUUAGAGCACAAGACCACUGAGAAGUCCCCCCCACCCAAAUACCCCCCGAAGCCCAAAAAUGUGCGCCCUAAAAUCAUAACCUAUAUCCGGAAAAGCCCUCAUGUGAAACCUCACGUGCCGGAUACCCCCUACGAAGCCUCCACCCUCCCAUCCAGGCUCUCUGCCUACAACAGCUCACCAGCUGCCAAGGACCCUAAAGCGGGCGGGGACCCCAAGGCCUCUCCGGUGCUCAGUGCCUCCAACCUGCUCUAUGAUAAGUACCGGCAGGAGAUGCAGAAGGCUCGCUUAUUCUCCCCCGGCCUGGUGGUGUCAGGCAUCAAGCCUCCCAGCCACACCAUCCCCCACAAAAUGAACGGUAAAUCAGACAGCUUCUAUGGAGGACUGGCUGACAAGUGCCUGCCUGAGAUGGUGAGGGGGGCAGUCAGCCUAGGUGGUCCAGGGCAUUGGGAUUCCUCGGGCCCCCAGCUCAAGCCACACGAGGCCACUGGCCUCUUCCAGUCCCCCAGGGUCCUGAGGCCACAACUGGGCCUGGGUGCUGUCAACAGGCUGCCCUUCAACAAGAAUAAGAUGCUCCUGGCUGGUCAAAGGCCACCGUCAGCCUUCAGUCAGCCCGUACAGGCGGUCAGUCCCACUGCCCACAGUUACCAGGAACCCUCAGGAGACCAGAAGAAACCUGCCCCAGCACUGGCCCCAAAAUCCUUCCUCCCAAAACCUGGUCAGUCGGGUCUGCGCCCCCCUGGCUACUCCCGCCUGCCCGCCACCCGUCUGGCCGCUUUUGGGUUCGUCCGCAGUGGCAGCGUGUCCUCUGUGUCCAGUGUCCAGUCCAACGACAGCACGCGCAGUGACCCCUGCCGACCUGCACAUCGCCUCAGCAGUGCGAGCGAUGACCCUCCCUUCCACAGGGUCACGGCGCCCCCCGGCGACCCACCGCGGGCCCCCAGCCGCGGCAGCCCCCUGCCCCCCAGCACCCCCGCCCUCGCUCGCCGCUCCUUCGUGCCUCCGCCUCGCGGCUCCCCCGUCGCCUCCAGGAAGGAAAUACAGAAGGAUGUGGAGGUUGUCCGGCCUGUAGUCUCCUCCCCAAAAAGGUGUGCAGUGGUGUCCCCUAAGCCACAGUCCCCAGUGCAUGUGCGGCUGAAGCCAGUGGCGGUGCAGAACGGCGUUGCGGGCGGCUCCCCGCGGGCCGACGCCCAAGGCAGGAAGGAGGCGGAGCGCGUGGAGGCGCAGCAGCUGAGGGAGCGGUGCGAGGAGCAGGCCAAGCAGCUCCUGAGCGUGAGGGCUGAGCUGAGGAGGGCCACCCGGGGCCUGGAGGUCUUCGCCAUCACCACCCAGCACUUCAGCCAGAAGAGUGAAGAUGCCAUUGCGAAGGAGAGGGAGCUGUCCCUGGAGCUCUCCAAGAUCAGGGAGGAAGUGGCCUCCAACGCCGCUCGCUGGGAGCGCCUGCAGCGGGAGAAGGAGGAGCUGGAGCAGAGCUUCGAGAGGGAGCUGCGGAGCCUGCAGGCGCAGCAGGAGGCGGAGCUGGGAGCCCUGGAGGAGGGGCUGAGGGCCCGGCACAGCGCUGAGAGGGACCGGCUGCGCGCCGACCACCAGGCCGAGCUGGACGAGCUGCGCACGCAGCAACAGGAGCAGAUCGAAGAGAUGACAGUGAACCACGAGGCUGCCAUGGAGGAGAUGGAGAACACUCACAGCGUGGCCAUGGCAACGCUGCAGGAGGAGCACGCGGCAACAGUGAGAGAGUUGAGAGUGACCCAUGAAGAACAGAGGAGAUCCCUGGAGGAGGACUUUGAGAAUCUGAGACUCUCCCUCCAGGAUCAAGUGGACACCCUGACAUUCCAGAACCGGAGUCUGAAAGACCGGGCCAAGCGUUUUGAGGAGGCACUGAGGAAGAGUGCUGAUGAGCAAAUAGUGGAUGCUCUUGCCCCUUAUCAGCACAUCCAGGAGGACCUGAAGAGCCUCAAGGAGGUUUUGGAGAUGAAGAACCAGCAGAUCCAUGAGCAGGAGAAGAAGAUUGCUGACCUGGAGAAGAUGCAGGCUCAAAAGAACGUGUUCCUGGAGGAACGGAUGCAGGUCUUGCAGCAGCAGAAUGAGGACCUCAAAGCCAGGAUCGACCGCAACCUGGUGCUUUCCAGGCAGCUGUCAGAGGAGAACGCCAACCUGCAGGAGCACGUAGAGAAGGAGACCAAUGAGAAGAAGCGCCUGAGCCGCAACAAUGAGGAGCUGCUGUGGCGUCUCCAGACGGGCGACCUGAGCCCCCGCAUGUCCCCAUGCUCCUCGCCCCUCCACCGGGCCUCCCCGGGGCCCGCCUCGCCCUCCCGGCUGCAGCCCUUCCCGCAAUGAACCGUCGAAUGCCCCCCAGCGCUCUGUCCGUCUCCCUCUACCUCGCCCUCUGUCUCCCUCUCUCUCUGUCUCUAACAGGACGCCAACCUCUUCUGUUAAAGAUGGCUGGUUGGUUGUCUCUAUUGGUUGACUUCUCAUCCUCUUCUCAAAGGGCCACAAAAGACUUGGAAUUCCCGUUUUUUUAAUCUGAAUUGUGAACUCUUUCAUAAAAAGUCCAGUUAACUGUGUGUGGAAAAAGACACACACAGAAGGCAGAGCUCCUCAUGGCUCCAAAGCUCAAAAAAGCUUGAAGGAGGAGCCAGGUGAUCUUCUGAACUCCAUCUCUGGAACCUAUCAUGGACAUGUUCGAAGAUGUGUCUAACCCCGGGUAGUUCUGAAGCUUGCUGUACUCCCCUCAUGCACCCCUUCUCACUUUAAUCAAACAAAUAGAUGAAUGGUGGGUUGGGUGAGGAACGUCAGCCGUUGGUGCGUGUAGAGCCAGCUUGGCAGAUGCAGGCCCGGGUGUGUGCCCAGGGUCAGAGCCCAUUCCACAGGCGUGGCCCUCCCAGUCCUGCAGUAACCCCAGCUUCCCUUCCCAGGAGCUAUAAUAUGGACGUAUAACGUGAAGAGGUCCAUUUAAAACACAACAGUAUCUCCUUUAAGAAAGCGCCUUAGUUUCCCACCCAGGUGGCCCUGAUCCUUUCACCAGCAGUUUUACUCUGGCUAGCCUCUGCCCUGGACAGCCUCUCUCGUCUCAUCUUAUCCCAGGACAGCUUUUUUGGCCCGCUUGACCUGUGCCAGUUUAUUCCUGCUCACCCCAACCCAGAGCAGUUUGGCCCCUCAGACAAAACCCAGUCAGUCUUUUUUCCCCUCCUGGGCCCUCUCAUACUGGGGAGUCUUUGUUUGCAUUUCCACACCAGACCCGCUCUUUUUCUCAAGAACGUGAACUAACCAAUGAAACAAAUGA
Megalops cyprinoides (Indo-Pacific tarpon) is the source of this 5365-nucleotide messenger RNA. It is a transcript of the gene mtus2a, whose product is annotated as microtubule associated tumor suppressor candidate 2a. NCBI's taxonomy places the organism in Eukaryota, Metazoa, Chordata, Actinopteri, Elopiformes, Megalopidae. The record is from RefSeq and is a predicted model, not a curated record. Gene Ontology annotation, cellular component: cytoplasm; nucleus. Gene Ontology annotation, molecular function: microtubule binding. The transcript is spliced from 15 exons. The coding region runs from base 502 to 4419 and encodes 1305 amino acids.